This is a messenger RNA of Chenopodium quinoa (quinoa), 1756 nucleotides long. Its product is annotated as 26S proteasome non-ATPase regulatory subunit 13 homolog B. Bases 161 to 1321 code for a protein of 386 amino acids. Gene Ontology annotation, cellular component: proteasome regulatory particle, lid subcomplex; nucleus; cytosol. Lineage: Eukaryota; Viridiplantae; Streptophyta; Magnoliopsida; Caryophyllales; Amaranthaceae. Gene Ontology annotation, molecular function: structural molecule activity. The record is from RefSeq and is a predicted model, not a curated record. Gene Ontology annotation, biological process: ubiquitin-dependent protein catabolic process. The transcript has 6 exons.
UUAGGCCUUCAAGUUUCGUACGACUCUUUCUCUCUCCUCCCAGUGCUCGGUGGUUUCCUUAUUUUCUGCGCAUUUUUACUUGUUCAUUCAUUUUUCUCUUUCACUUACUUCCCAGAAAAUUUUUCACAGCAGAGAGAAACUAGAGAGAGAAACCUCAACUAUGUCGGCGCUUCAGUACUUGGAUACUCUCAGAAGCGCGCAUCCUGAGCUCGCUGAAUGGUACAAUACUCUCGCAGAUCUGUACCAGAAGAAGUUAUGGCAUCAGCUUACUCUCGAGCUUGAGAAGUUCGUCGCACUCGCGGUUUUCCAGGCCGGUGAUGCCCUGAUACAGUUAUAUCACAAUUUCAUCACAGACUUUGAGACAAAGAUAAAUCUCCUUAAGCUUGCUCAUUUUGCUGUCAUAGUAUCUCGACAGUAUGCGGAGAAAGAAGCAGCUAUUGGUUAUCUUGAAGGAGUGAUUGAAAAGCUUCAGGCUACACGAGAAUCACGUAUAGAGGAGCCUGUCCUCUAUAUAAAGAUGCAGAUGGCUUUGUUUAAGCUUGAGCAAGGGGAACAAAAAGAAUGCAAGAAGAUAUUGGAAGAUGGAAAAACCACACUUGACAGUAUGACCGAUAUUGAUCCAUCAGUUUAUGCUAGUUUUUAUUGGGUCUCAUCUCAGUACCAUAAAGCACGCCAGGAGUUUGCUGAGUUCUACAAGAAUGCUCUCCUUUAUCUUGCUUACACAUCAGUGGAGUCUCUAUCUGAAUCAUUCAAGCUGGACUUGGCUUUUGAUCUUUCAUUGUCUGCUCUGUUGGGAGAGAAUAUCUACAACUUUGGGGAGCUUCUUGCCCAUCCAAUUUUAAAGUCUCUUCUUGGGACAAAGGUUGAGUGGCUUUACUAUAUUCUGCAAGCAUUUAACACCGGCGACCUGAUUCGGUAUCAAGAACUAUGCAAUGUGCACAAAGAUGCUUUGAAUGCACAACCAGCUUUGGUUGCUAAUGAAAGGAAACUUUUGGAGAAGAUUAAUAUUCUCUGCUUGAUGGAAAUCAUCUUCAACCGACCUGCAGAAGACAGGACAAUUCCCUUGAAGGUCAUCGCAGAGCGCACUAGGCUGUCUAUUGAAGAUGUUGAGUAUCUUCUCAUGAAGAGCCUCUCUGUUCAUCUUAUUGAGGGGAUCAUUGAUCAAGUUGAGGGGACAGUUCAUGUAUCCUGGGUGCAACCGAGAGUUUUAGGGAUUCCACAAAUCACGUCCUUGCGUGACAGGCUGGAUAGUUGGUUGGGCAAAGUACACACUGCCUUAUUAUCCGUUGAGGCUGAAACACCAGAUCUAGUUGCUUCGUAAUUUUUAGGUUCUCAUAUUUGUCUCCUGUAACGGAUACUUAGUGCACGAACAGAUGGGAAAGGAUGCCUAUUAUUAGAGAGUGACAGAGGUUAUCUGGGCUUAAACUUUUGUAUGCAUCUUUUCAAGUGUUUUGUUCGUCGGUCUUGAUUCAUUUUUCCUGGAGCAAAUCUUUCUCCUUGUACUUCCUCUAUUUGAGGUGUUUGAUCUGCUUAAUGAGACUAAGAGAGGGGGUUGAAUCAUUUCAAGCACAUCUCAAAUGUGCUUUCAUAGUGUUUAAAUAUUAGUAUGUACUUCAGGUUCUCAACUUCUAUUGAACAACUGUCAUUCACAUUUGAGGUGAUGGCUUUUCUGCUCGUUGCAACAGUAUAAUCUCAUCUUCGGUGCUUGUGUUUAGUCAUUAACAAUAUAUUAUCUUGGUUUGCUUUACCAGCUAAA